Micropterus dolomieu (smallmouth bass) is the source of this 2365-nucleotide messenger RNA. Its product is annotated as kynurenine 3-monooxygenase. The transcript is spliced from 15 exons. Gene Ontology annotation, biological process: NAD+ metabolic process; L-tryptophan catabolic process; quinolinate biosynthetic process. The record is from RefSeq and is a predicted model, not a curated record. Gene Ontology annotation, molecular function: kynurenine 3-monooxygenase activity; NAD(P)H oxidase H2O2-forming activity; FAD binding. The coding region runs from base 535 to 1950 and encodes 471 amino acids. Gene Ontology annotation, cellular component: mitochondrial outer membrane. Lineage: Eukaryota; Metazoa; Chordata; Actinopteri; Centrarchiformes; Centrarchidae.
UAUACUUUAAUAAUCCCUUCCUUUUUGUACAUGCUCUGUAUGUAGCAUAUUUACUGUCCAUUAAUAAUGACUUUGUUCUGCACAUGGACUGUGUAUUUGCAUAUGUGCUGAGUCAGUUGUGGGUAUGCUGAAAAUUGCUGAAAUUGCUGCCAUCACACAGCCACUAGAUGGAGACAGAUGUCUUUGCUUGUGCAUGUCACUUGAGACAUUAAGAGCAGCAAUCACACAAACCAUAUCGUUCAUUUACAACUGCACAUAAUCAUUGGGUAAUGCAGACGUGCUUCUCUGACACGGACCUGUAAACCUUUCUUAUUCAACCCAAAGUAACGUUAGCUGGCUAAAGUACACGGAGCAGCCUAUCUGUCCUCAGUUAGGUCUAUCUUUUCCUUGUGUUUGCUUUGAAAGGGGAACUAACUGAUUGAGAAUGACAUUCAUGGGACUCGCUCUGCUCCUCCUCUUUUAAAUAUUUACCCACUCCAGUAAAUCACUUCAAACUGGAUAUUGAGAGGGUCAGACCACAAGAGAAGGGGCACAAUGGAGAAAUCAACCGACAGAUCCACCAAGAAAAAAGUUGUAGCAGUUGUUGGCGGUGGUUUGGUUGGAUCUCUGAAUGCCUGCUUCUUUGCCAAACGAGGCUUUAAUGUGGAAGUCUUUGAAACUCGGGAAGAUAUCCGGAAGUCCAAAAUUGUGAAGGGGAGAAGCAUCAACCUGGCUUUAUCUCACAGGGGCCGGCAAGCAUUGAAGCAUGUUGGAAUGGAGGAGAAGAUUGUCUCCAAGGGAAUCCCCAUGCAUGCAAGAAUGAUCCAUUCUCUGAGUGGGAAACAGUCCCCGAUCCCUUAUGGCAAGAAAGGCCAGUUCAUCUUGUCAGUAGACCGAGCCAAUCUGAACAAAGAACUGCUAACAGCGGCAGAGACAUAUCCAAACACAAAGCUGAACUUUGACCACAAACUGCAGGACUGGAGUGCUGAAACAGGGCUAAUGACCUUUCUCAGGUCAGACGGGUCCAAGGAGCAGAUCAAGGCAGACCUGAUUGUAGGCUGUGAUGGAGCUUUUUCUGCCAUCCGUAAGCAAUUCCUCCGCCGCAGCCGCUUCAACUACAGCCAGACCUACAUCCCCCACGGCUACAUGGAGCUCACCAUGCCACCCAAAAAUGGAGAGUUUGCCAUGAAGCCUAAUUAUCUGCACAUCUGGCCGCGAAACACAUUCAUGAUGAUCGCCCUGCCCAACCUGGACAAGACAUUUACCUGUACCCUCUUCAUGCCCUUUGAGGAGUUUGAGAAGAUCACCACAGGAGAUGAAGUCAUUGAGUUUUUCCAGAAAUACUUCCCUGACGCCAUACCACUAAUAGGAGUUGAUACUCUCAAAAGGGAUUAUUUCCGAUUGCCUGGGCAGGCCAUGGUGUCUGUCAAGUGCUCCCCAUAUCACAUUGGAGACAAAUGUGUUCUUAUGGGUGAUGCAGCCCAUGCAGUGGUACCUUUCUAUGGGCAGGGGAUGAACGCUGGCUUUGAGGACUGCAUUGUCUUUGAAGAAAUAAUGGAACAGCUCAAUGAGGAUUUCAGUGCUGUGCUGCCAGAGUAUUCCAGGGUGCGAGUUCCAGACGACCACGCAAUUGCAGACCUGGCCAUGUACAACUAUGUUGAAAUGCGAGCCCAUGUCAACUCCAAAUGGUUCCUUUUCAGAAAACGUGUUGAUAACUUCCUCCACUUUCUCAUGCCGAAUACAAUAAUACCGCUUUACACAAUGGUCACUUUCACAAGUACAAGGUACCAUGAAGCCGUGGAACGCUGGCAUUGGCAAGAAAAAGUGAUAAACCGUGGCCUGCUGUUCAGUGCUGCAGGAGCUGUUUUGGGAGGCUCCUACCUGCUCAUUAAAAAUCCUCCUGAUAUCAACAAGCUCGUCCUCUCCGCUGAGAAAAUGUGGAACAGGCUUGUUGCCCUCAGGACACCGUGAGCACUGGCAGUGACAAGUGCAAAGAAUGGAGCAUCAAACGCAAGAAUGAACUGAGAGGAUCCCCAUUUUAAUUAGAGUUUGAUUGAAUCUUCUAAUGAAAUCAAUGAAGGCUCUGCCAGGCAAAUUAAUGUACUGAAAACAUGAUUGUUGUAACUUAUACAGAAUGAUGGAUAAUAAGAUUUUAUAAUAUUUCAUCAGUGUUACUACUAAUGGUGGUUUGACUAGAGGAGCCCAAUAGAUUUUUUCAGUCUUGAGAUUUUGUUAUGUUCAUAGAAAUCGCCAUCAUAAUAUGUUUUUUAUGUGAAAACAAAAAUGUAAGUGAUAAACUCACAGGCAGGGGCUAAGGUACUGUAUAUGCUGCAUGAUUUUUUUUGGUGCUUGUACAUGAAUUGCAAAUAAACGUUCCCUCAACUUA